AUGUCAUCAGCAGGAGGUUUGACUCGACGCCGCGGUGGAGGCGGAGGCGGUGCGGCUGCCGAAGGCGAGACCAGCAAUGGCGCCAGCCGGGCCAACUCUACGAACAACGUCAGGGACAGCGCCCCGGAGACGAGCUACGAGAGCGGCGAGAAUGGCCACAAAAUUGCCUUUGAUCCCCGCGACAUCAGCGAGAGCGCUGAGCGAAGCAAACAGCCUAAGCUGACUUUGAUGGAGGAGGUCCUGCUGCUUGGAUUGAAGGACAAGCAGGGCUACCUGUCAUUCUGGAACGACAACAUCUCAUACGCACUGCGAGGAUGCAUCGUCAUCGAGCUCGCUUUCCGCGGUCGCAUUAGCAUGCAGAAGGACGCCUCGAGAAGGCGCUUCCCGCUGGCAGACCGCGUCAUCGAAGUUAUUGACGAUACCCUCACUGGCGAGGUGCUUCUCGACGAGGCAUUGAAAAUGAUGAAGCAGAGCGAGAAGAUGAGCGUGAGCUCGUGGAUUGACCUGAUGAGCGGAGAGACUUGGAAUCUGAUGAAGAUCGGCUACCAAUUAAAACAGGUGCGUGAGCGUCUGGCCAAGGGUCUCGUCGACAAGGGUAUCCUCCGCACCGAAAAGCGCAACUUCCUCCUCUUCGAUAUGGCGACCCACCCCGUCGCGGAUGGAGGCGCCAAGGAGGAGAUCCGCCGCCGCGUCCGCAACGUCCUCACCCAGCGAACCGUUGUCCUGCCUGCUUCCCAGUUCCUUCCCGAAAACCUCGAGUUCCGCUACGUCCGGACUAUCGCUAUGGUCUGCGCUGCCUACGCCGCCAACGUGCUUGAGAAUGCCCUCAGCACCCUCGGCCACGAGGCUCGCGAACGCGCCUUUGCCCAGACAGAUGAGCUGCUCGCUGACUACAGCCAGUGGCCAUUCGGCAAGAAGGCCACCGGCAACGGAAUCGGCGCCAAUCUGCCCCAGGUUAUUCAAGAGGAGGUCAGCAAGGGCAAGGACAAGGAGCUGCAACUAGAGGUUGUUGCCGCCUGUCUGAGCGUUUUCACCCGCCUCGAUUCACUCUUGUAA
Molecule: messenger RNA, 1056 nt
Organism: Colletotrichum truncatum
Lineage: Eukaryota; Fungi; Ascomycota; Sordariomycetes; Glomerellales; Glomerellaceae
Product: Vacuolar protein sorting-associated protein 74
Biological process (GO): retrograde vesicle-mediated transport, Golgi to endoplasmic reticulum; Golgi to plasma membrane protein transport; Golgi organization
Cellular component (GO): Golgi cisterna; cytosol; trans-Golgi network
Molecular function (GO): phosphatidylinositol-4-phosphate binding
Source: RefSeq, a predicted model, not a curated record